UCCGCAGCAGAGCAUGACAGCGGGAAAAGAUUGACAGCAGAAGAGAAUGGCGGGAACAAAUUGACGAGCAAAUCCCUUUCAUUUUCCCUUUAAAUUUAUCUCUAUUAUUUACACCCAUAAAAUUGAUUUAAAUCAAACCAACCUAUAAGCAAAACUAAUAUAUCACUGAAUUAGAAAAAAAAAAUGGGGAAGAAGAAGAGAAGUAGGGUUUCCGAAGACGAGGAAAUCGAAUCUGACACCAACCCUUUCGAUCAAAACGAACACACUCUCUACCAGGUUCUUGGUGUGGAGAAAACAGCAUCUCAACAGGAAAUAAAGAAGGCAUACUACAAGUUGGCAUUGAGGCUGCAUCCUGAUAAGAACCCCGGCGAUGAGGAAGCUAAAGCAAAGUUUCAGCAAUUGCAAAACGUUAUCGCUAUUCUUGGGGAUGAAGAAAAACGGGCUGUUUAUGAUCAGACUGGUUGUGUUGAUGAUGCUGAGCUUGCAGGGGAUGUUGUUCAGAAUCUUAAAGAAUAUUUCAGAGCAAUGUACAAGAAGGUCACUGAAGCUGAUAUUGAGGAGUUUGAAGCAAACUAUAGGGGGUCUGACUCUGAGAAAAAUGAUUUGAUUGAUCUGUACAAGAAGUGCAAGGGUAAUAUGAACAGGCUAUUCUGUUCAAUGCUUUGUUCAGAUCCUAAACUUGACUCUCACCGAUUCAAGGAUAUUAUUGAUGAGGUUAUAGCUGCUGGAGAACUAAAGGAAACAAAAGCCUACAAGAAAUGGGCAAAGAAAAUAUCAGAAAUCAAGCCACCAACUAGUCCCUUAAGAAGGCAGGCAAAAUCAUCAAAUAAGCAACCAGAAAAAGAUCUGUAUGCUAUCAUAUCACAACGCAAACAUGAGAGGAAAGACCGCUUUGAUUCUAUGUUCUCAUCUCUAAUUUCAAAGUAUGGUGGGGGUCAAAUGCCAGAACCCUCUGAAGAGGAAUUUGAAGCUGCACAGAGAAAGGUGGAAAGCGGAAGGUCCUCAAAAAAGUCGAAGCAAAAAUAGCAAAGGCUGUGUACAAUUCGUUUGAGUGCGAAUGAUACUUCAUCCUUUGUUAGUGGAAAUUCUUCUUUUCUGAGUAUGGGAAGUUAGCUAUUUUCAUGUGUAUGUUAAUAGUACCGGUUACUGUCAAUGGUGAAAUAGCCGCAACUUUCCUGAAAGUUUUAGGGAUUAUAUGUUAUCUUCCAUCAAUUUUCUCUGAUCCUUGAUUCAAAUGACAUGUCAAUUACCUUCUUCAACGUUCUCAGUAUGUUUUAUGCAUUAAAACAACCGUGGGCAAAAGCUAGUUUAUCA
Messenger RNA from Glycine soja, 1314 nucleotides. Its product is annotated as chaperone protein dnaJ 6-like. Lineage: Eukaryota; Viridiplantae; Streptophyta; Magnoliopsida; Fabales; Fabaceae. Bases 184 to 1026 code for a protein of 280 amino acids. The transcript has 8 exons. The record is from RefSeq and is a predicted model, not a curated record.